This is a messenger RNA of Thamnophis elegans (Western terrestrial garter snake), 3449 nucleotides long. RefSeq names its product semaphorin 3E (gene SEMA3E). The coding region runs from base 164 to 2593 and encodes 809 amino acids. Gene Ontology annotation, molecular function: semaphorin receptor binding; chemorepellent activity. NCBI's taxonomy places the organism in Eukaryota, Metazoa, Chordata, Lepidosauria, Squamata, Natricidae. Gene Ontology annotation, biological process: negative regulation of axon extension involved in axon guidance; semaphorin-plexin signaling pathway; neural crest cell migration. The transcript is spliced from 17 exons. The record is from RefSeq and is a predicted model, not a curated record.
AGCAGCGCCGGAGACGCCGGGCUUUGUCUCUCCAGACGGGGCUCGCACGCAAGGCGCCCCGCGCCCGCCCUCCUUCCCCUCUGCAGGAGGCGGCCAGAGGAGCCGGCAGGGAUGCUGGCUGCGCGGCGCCCCCCCGACGUCCUCCGCCGGCCUCGCCCGCGCCAUGCCUAGGAGUCCGGGCCGCCGCCAGCGGGACCUUGCCCUCCCUCCGCCGGCCGGAGAGCCCCCUUGGGCGGCCGGGCGGCCGGGCUGCUGCGGGGUCGGCAUGGCCCGCCGAGACCUCCUCCUGCUGACCUUGGCCGGGCUGCUGCUGGAGGCCUGGAGUGGAGGCCACGCGGCGGGCACCAGGCAGCCCCGCUUGCGCCUGGCGCACAGAGAGCUGUGGGAUAUGAACCGGACGUCGGUCUUUCAUAGUCCGUCUGGAUCGCUUGGCCUUCAUGUGAUGCUAGUGGACGAGUAUCAAGAUCGGCUCUUUAUUGGAGGAAAAAACCUGAUCUAUUCCCUCAGCUUAGACCGAGUCAGUGAAAAUUACAGAGAGAUUCACUGGCCCAGCAGCUCCCAGCAGGUGGAAGAAUGCACCAUCAAAGGGAGAUCUACGGAGGAAUGUGCAAAUCACAUCUGUGCUUUACACCGAUACAACCGAACACACCUGCUGGCCUGUGGAACGGGAGCCUUCGACCCCGUCUGCGCCUUCGUCAGAGCCGGCCAUCAGUCGGAGGGUCAUCUCUUUCACCUGGAAGCUCACCGAUUAGAGAAAGGAAGAGGCAGAUGUCCAUACGCGCCAAGUUCUUCCUUCAUGUCCACUUUAUAUGGAAGCGAACUGUUUACUGGGCUGUACAGUGACUACUGGGGGAGAGACGCUGCCAUCUUCCGCCUGAUGGGCCGCCUGGCUCACAUCCGGACCGAGCCUGACGAUGAACGGCUGCUGAAAGAACCCAAAUUUGUUAGUUCCCACGUGAUUCCUGACAACGAAGACCGGGAAGAUAACAAGGUGUAUUUCUUCUUCACCGAGAAAGCCUUGGAGGCAGAAGCAGGGGCCCAUGCGCUCUAUGCCAGGGUGGGCCGGGUCUGUGCGAACGACAUGGGAGGGCAAAGGAUGCUGGUGAAUAAGUGGACCACGUUCCUCAAAGCCAGACUGGCGUGUUCUGUACCCGGGGUGAAUGGCAUCGACACGCAUUUUGACGAGUUGGAGGACAUAUUUUUGCUCCAGACUCGGGAUAACAAAAACCCGGUGAUAUUUGGACUCUUCAACACCACCAGCAACAUAUUCCACGGGUACGCCGUCUGUGUCUAUCAUAUGGCCAGCAUUCGGGCGGCUUUCAACGGGCCGUACGCUCACAAGGAAGGGCCCGAAUACCACUGGUCUGUGUAUGAAGGCAAAGUGCCUUACCCGAGGCCUGGAUCGUGUGCCAGCAAAGUGAACGGGGGUCUGCACGGGAGCACCAAAGACUAUCCGGACGAGGCCAUCCGCUUCGCUCGAACCCACCCGCUGAUGUAUCAGACGGUCCGGCCGGUGCACAAGAGGCCAAUCCUUGUGAAGACAAAUGGGAAGUACAGACUCAAGCAGAUAGCAGUGGACAGGGUGGAAGCAGAAGACGGCCAAUACGACGUCUUGUUUAUCGGGACAGAUACUGGAAUUGUCUUGAAAGUUAUCACCAUUUACAACCAAGAGACAGAAUCUAUGGAGGAGGUGAUUCUUGAGGAGCUGCAGGUGUUCAAAGUGCCAGCUUCCAUUAUUUUUAUGGAAAUUUCUUCCAAAAGACAACAAAUCUACGUUGGGUCGGAGUCUGCGGUUGCACAGGUGAAGUUCCACCAGUGUGACAUGUAUGGGUCGGCUUGCGCCGAUUGCUGCCUGGCAAGAGAUCCCUACUGUGCCUGGGAUGGGAUCUCCUGUUCCAGAUAUUAUCCCACAGGGACACAGACGAAAAGACGCUUCCGUAGACAAGAUAUCCGUCACGGAAACGCAGCUCAGCAGUGCUUCGGCCAGCAGUUGCUAGGAGACGCCUCGGGCAAAGCAGAGGAGCGGCUGGUGUACGGCAUAGAGCACAACAGCACCCUCCUGGAGUGCGUCCCCAGGACCCUGCAGGCCAAAGUGAUGUGGCUUGUGCAGAGAGCGCACGAAGCCCGGAAGGAAGAGGUGAAGGCUGAUGAGAGAAUCCUUAAAAUGGACAUCGGGCUCUUGUUUUUAAGACUGCACCGGAUGGAUGCUGGGACGUAUUUUUGCCAGACGGUGGAGCACAGCAUUGUUCACACGGUGAGAAAAAUCACCCUGGAAGUGGUGGAAGAGGAACGUGUAGAUUACAUGUUCAGCAAGGACUACGAAGAGGAGCUGGCUCAGAAAAUGCCCUGCCCUGCCCAGAGCAGCAUCUCCCACAGAUCGAAGCCCUGGUACAAGGAGUUCCUGCAACUCAUAGGAUACAGCAAUUUUCAGAGAGUGGAGGAAUAUUGCGAAAAAGUCUGGUGCACAGACAAGAAGAGGAAAAAGCUGAAAAUGACUCCAUCCAAGUGGAAGUAUGCCAAUCCACCAGAGAAAAAGGCGCGUGUCAAAUCGGAGCAUUUCCGAGUUCCCAGGCACACCCAGGCUGACUCCUGAUGGGGGAGAUCCCGUAAUAUCGUUCAGCCCCUCCCCCAAAACAAAUCCAUCCGGGAGACCUUUGUGGUGUUUGGACCCAGUGUGGGGUAGGGGAUGUUGAGACUGGAAAUGAGCUAAAGUGCUUUUAGUAAGUUAUAUACUUGAUGUCUAUUUAGAUGCAUUUUUUAAAAAGAAAACCUACUUAAUUGUUGAAUUUUAAUUGUAGCAUUAUGAAUCAAGCUUCAAUUGAAAGACAAUCUGACAAUCUUCAUAUUCAGCAUUUAGUCCAAUUAAUCACGGACUUGCUUGCACUGUAUAUUUUAGUGUACUUCGGGGUAUUUAAGUGAGUUCAGAUUGCUGAUGUUUUGAUAAGCAAAGCAACAGGGAAUUGUAUCGUUUGGGGAUUUUUUAUUUAAAACAUAGCUAUAAUUGAUUUCCAUGUGGCGGAUCCUAAAGCCUCGUUCUAAAUUCUAGAAAUUUUACAGUUUUACCUUCCGAAAAGCAUGUUUCUAAUUCUUGCUCGGUUUGCCUAUGUGAGUUCAUGGGAGGAGUGGAGAGCAGGAAGAAGGUAAUCAUAAAUAAAAGCGGAAAAACAAAGGAAAAGCAAAACUAUCUGGGCAGUGCAGCGGAGCACAUCUGCGGAAGCCAUGAGGAGGCGUCUUCCUUGCCAUGGACACAUUAGCAGGCGCGAAGAAAGCAUUGCUGUCGAGCUUUCCUGAACUGAGCCCAACUAUUCCACUGAUGGCUUCCGGUGCCUUGUGCCAAGAAGGGGAGCAGACGAUCCCAGGUCCACCCUGUGGGGACCAUUUAAGAGCUCGAGAGGAUCAGGAUACAGGCUGACAAAACAAGGUUUAAAGUCAGCCAUGUGUGUGAAUAU